CGACGUGUCCUUGUCCCCCGUGGGCAGCCCAGCGCGUGCAGCCGCAGAUCCCAGCUCCCAAGGCCUCCCCUCCCAGUGCCACCCCUGGACCAGCCAUGAAGACCAAGAGCAGGCCCCCCCGGCGCCGGGCAGCCCCCCAGGACCCAGCAACCCUCCCGGGGAGCCCGGAAGGGACGCAGCCAGGCCCCGGGCCAGAGCCAACCAAAAGCCUGCGGAGCCGGGCAGCACGGGGGGCCUCUGGUGGCCCGGGGGCUGCGGGGGUGGCGGGUGGGCGGCGGAGGGCGGCGGGGGUCCGGAGGGAGAGCAGCGCCCAACGGAGGCUGGAGAGCAACGAGCGUGAGCGGCAGCGGAUGCACAAGCUGAACAACGCCUUCCAGGCCCUGCGUGAGGUCAUCCCGCACGUGCGUGCAGACAAGAAGCUGUCCAAGAUCGAGACACUCACGCUGGCCAAGAACUACAUCAAGUCGCUGACCACCACCAUCCUGGCCAUGUCCAGUGGCCCCGGCCCCAAACUCUACCAGCACUACCAGCAGCAGGCGGGGGGUGCGCUGGGGGCCGGCGAGGCCCAGCCUGAGGCCCGGCUGCACCGCUACUCCACGCAGAUCCACAGCUUCCGAGAGGGCUCCUAGCACCCCCGGCCCACCCACCGUGGCCGGGCACCCCACCUGGCCUCCCUGGAGUGCCACCUGGCCCCGGAGGACGAGACCGGGCCCUGCCUCCUCCCUACGCGUGGCCAGGCUGCUGACUGGCCACUGAGGCCGAGACUCAGGGAGGGACCCAACUAACUUGCAGCCCGCCGUCACCAUCACUGUGCCUCGUUUGGGGUAAACCGAGGGUCAGAGAAAGCAAAGCCCAAGGCCACACAGAGAAGCAGCUGGCCGGAGAGGUGGCUGAAGUGCCCACUCCAUCAGGAGUCUCCCAUUGUCUUCCCCAGGGAUGGGGGAUGCUGAGCUGGCCCCUGGAGUCUGGCGUCUGGUGCUGAGGGGUGGUGGGCUUGAAGGACCUGGUCCCCAGGAGGGACCAGGAGAGGUCUGUCCCUGCCUGGGCCCCUGCUCCCAAACCCCACACGGUAUCUUUCCCCAAGGGUGCUCAGAGUCCUGGCUGUUGCUGACACCCAGAGAUAGUGAGUGGUCCAAGAGGACUUCAGGGUUGCCUCGGGCCUGGAGUGGGGCUCUCUCUGUAAGGAGGAAUUGUGCUGUCAGGCCUGCCCCUCCCCCCUAGCUGUCUCACAAAGGCGGGCACACAGCCUGGCAGGCCCACAUUGCCUCGGGCCAAGCUUCCUCCUACCCGUGUUCCUGUUGGCUCGCUCCCACAGGCUGGGUGACGAUGGAGUCCAGCCCCCUGGCACCUCCCGCCCUGUCCCCGUAGCCCCGGGAAGGAGCCUGUGACCCCGUCAGUGUGGCCACUGGGGAGAGGGGCAGCUCCUGAGGGUGAGGGUGGGUGCCUUGGGGCCAGGUCAGUAGGGGGCUAGGGGUCCCCUCCACCACACCCUGCCCUGGGGUCACCCCUCUGGAAGGUGAGGGUGUCCCACCACAGGAGCCCAGCUGGGGGUGACUGAGCUUGGGACAGAUGGUCCCACCUGGGUGGCCCGUGGGCUAGGACAAGAGCUACGAAGGCUGGAGAACCUGGUGGCUUUUGUUCCAGCUGAUGGAGGCCAGAGGGGUACUCUGUGUCCCCCACAUUGAGUUAAGAACAAACCGCCCUAGAGAGCAGGGGGAGGGGUGUGUGGCCAGCAGAGGGCCCAUUUAGGCCAGGCCAGCCCUGCAGGACAGUGGCCUUUCUGUUCCUCUGUCCCCAAGGGCACCUGUACCCAUCUGCCCAUACCCGGACUUCUCCUGGGCAGCCUGAAGCAUCUCAAAAGGCCCUAGACCCACCUCUGGUGACAGAGGUGAAGGGUGAGGCCUGCUACCUUGAACCCCAAGCCUGGAGGGGCUGCUUCCACCCACAGCUGGGGCCCAGGGAGCCUCAGAGCCAGCCCUGCCAGCAGUGGUCACAGCCUCCCACAUGCCCUGAAUCACUGUGCCCUUCCCAACAGUCGCCUGAUGGAAUGGACAGAGAUCCCGCAGUCGCCGUGCCUGUAACCCCAACAUAGCAAUAAAGAGAUAGUGUGUCGCUCUA
Erinaceus europaeus (western European hedgehog) is the source of this 2118-nucleotide messenger RNA. RefSeq names its product basic helix-loop-helix family member a15 (gene BHLHA15). Gene Ontology annotation, molecular function: protein dimerization activity. The coding region runs from base 96 to 629 and encodes 177 amino acids. The record is from RefSeq and is a predicted model, not a curated record. NCBI's taxonomy places the organism in Eukaryota, Metazoa, Chordata, Mammalia, Eulipotyphla, Erinaceidae. The transcript has 2 exons.